GAGGAAGCAGGAAGGAGGGCGGCGGAGGCUCCGCUCUCGGGGAGUUUGUGGGGGAACCGCGAGCGGCGUAGCGGAUCCCGGAGCCCGGCCCCCGCUGCUCGCCCGUCCGGCCGCCUGCCCCGCCCGUCCGGCCCUAGCCGUCCGCCCGCCCCGGCCAGGCGCGCCCGCCCCCCCGACGGCCCCGCCCGACCGCGGCCCCCGCUCCGCCCGCCCGGCCCCGGCCCCCAGGAGGAGGCGCUGACGCAGCAGCGUGGAGCCCGGGAAUUGAGCGCCCCCGGGGGGUUCCAGCCGCCGGAUUCCAGCCCGGCCAGGGCCUGCGGGCGCCCAAAGCCGUGCCGUCCGCGCCGCUCGUCCCGCUUGGAGGGAUUCCAUGACACACACUCGGAGGAAGUCCCUUCCUAUGCUGAGUUCCGGCCCCACUGGCCGAGGGGAGCCCCUGCAGAUGGAAGACAGCAAUAUGGAGCAGGGAGCUGAAGACGUGGAGCCAGGCAUACCUGACAGCCCUGGGCACCUUACGGGACGCCGCAAGAACUACCCAUUGCGCAAGCGUCCACUGGUUCCAGCAAAGCCCAAAGCCUGCAAAGUGCUGCUGACUCGCCUGGAAAACGUGGCUGGUCCACGGAGUGCUGAUGAGGCUGAUGAGCUGCCCCCUGACCUGCCCAAGCCCCCUAGUCCGACCCCGUCCGGUGAGGAUGCUGGUCUUGUGCAGCCCCGCAAGCGGCGCCUCGCCUCCCUUAAUGCAGAGGCCCUUAAUAACCUGCUGCUGGAGAGGGAGGACACCAGCAGCCUGGCAGGUGCUCGCCGAAGCAGAGGUGGGGACCCUCACCGCAGUCGCGACAGGGCCGCGGGGUCCUGGUCUUUUUCUAAGAAGCGACCUCGGCUGGGAGAUCUUGGAGAAGGAAGUAGGGACCUGUCCCCGGAGCUAGCCCCGGAUGAAGGUGCCCGACGAGAUGGAGACCCAGCUCCCAAGAGACUGGCUAGCCUGAACGCCGCUGCCUUCUUAAAACUCAGCCAGGAGCGGGAGCUACCUCUUCGACCUCCUCGUGCCCAAGCAGAAGCAGAUGGGCGCUCCACUGAGCCUCUGGCACCCAAGAGCCUGCGGCCAAAGGUGAAUGGCAAGAACUGUCCCAAGGCCCGGCAAGGGGCUGGCUCUGGGGAGGCUACAGGGCCCCCCAACUGGCAAGAGCGGCCUGAUGAGCGUUGGCCAUCUGCUCCUCGUGGGCCCCCCACCCAGCCAUCCCACCAAGCCCCAGGCAAGGCUCUGGAGAACCCAUCGCGCCCCAGCCUGCCUCUGCUGAUGGGUGGGCAGGCAGCCCUGAAGCCGGAGCCUGGGCGUCCAGGCGAGGAGUCCCCUGCCCCCAAGCAGGAACUGCAUCAGCCCUCCUUCCCUGCCCCUCAGCUGUCUCCGCUGCCGAUGCCUGGGAACCCAGCCGACUACAGCGGUCCCUGUGGAGGGCCUGAGCUCACGGCACUGGGCAGCUUCUACCUGUACUGUGGCCAAGACGGGCUGCAAUGUGGGGGUUACUCCCCGUGCCCCAUGCUCCCAGAAGGCAAGCUGUCUCCGGUGGCAGCCCCCAAUGAAGGGCUGCUGGUGGCCCCAAGCUCAGUGCCCUCCGGAGUCCCUUUCCAGCACCCUCCUUGGAACGCACCUCGCUACUGCUCCAGUGAGGACUCCGGAGCAAAUGGCUAUAGCGUCUGUGGAGUGUUGCCUCUGUCUCUCACACAUAUUGGCACUACCUGUGGUGGCUGCCCCUACAAAAUGCCUUUUACGGCAGAAGGCUGCAGGUCCCUGGGCCAAUUGGAAUUUCCUCUCCCAGAAGCUGGCCACCCAGCCUCACCUGCUCACCCCCUCUUGGGAUGCCCUGUACCCAGUGUGCCACCUGCUGCAGAGCCUAUCCCCCAUCUUCAGACGCCCAUCUCGGAGCCCCAGACAGUAGCCCGGGCGUGCCCUCAGAGCGCCAAGCCUCCGAGCGGCUCCAAGUCAGGUCUGCGCACAGGCUCCAGCUGCCGGCACGCUGUGAGAAGCAAGGCUGCCCGCAGGCCCAGCCACCCCAAGCAGCCGCGUGCCCAGCGCCCACGUCCUCGCCGCCGCCGGCGCCGCCGCACUAAUGGCUGGGUGCCUGUAGGUGCUGCCUGUGAGAAGGCAGUGUAUGUCCUGGAUGAGCCAGAACCUGCCAUCCGAAAGAGUUACCAGGCAGUCGAGCGACAUGGAGAGACAAUCCGAGUCCGAGACACUGUCCUCCUCAAGUCAGGCCCAAGAAAGACGUCAACUCCUUAUGUGGCCAAGAUCUCUGCCCUCUGGGAGAACCCUGAGUCAGGCGAACUGAUGAUGAGCCUCCUGUGGUAUUACAGGCCGGAGCACUUACAGGGAGGCCGCAGCCCCAGCAUGCAUGAGCCUUUACAGAAUGAAGUUUUUGCAUCAAGACAUCAGGACCAGAACAGUGUGGCCUGCAUUGAAGAGAAGUGCUAUGUGCUAACCUUUGCUGAAUACUGCAGAUUCUGUGCCAUGGCCAAACGCCGGGGUGAGGGCCUUCCCAGCCGGAAGACAGCACUGGUGCCCCCAUCUGCAGACUACUCCACCCCACCACACCGCACAGUGCCGGAGGACACGGACCCUGAGCUGGUGUUCCUUUGCCGCCAUGUCUAUGACUUCCGCCAUGGCCGCAUCCUCAAGAAUCCCCAGUAGCCUCUUUAUGCUCACAGUGGGGAGCCUUUGGGAGAAUGGGGCCUGGGGCAGGGGGCACUGCUUGAAGCACAGCACUUGGUUAAGGGGCCAUGCGUUGCUGGCCCGUGGUUCUCUUUUGGGGGGGGGAGGGCAGGGGCCCUAUGGAUUCUGGGCCCCUUGGGAGAAAGGGAGGCCAGGAUUUGAGAAAAGGUAUCUAAACCCUCAGCUUGGCCUGGGGUGCCCAUCUCUGCACCCCAGGGUGGAGACUCCCGAAGAUUUGGUCUUCCCUGAGGUUGGGCCAAGCCUGAGGGACAUGGCCAAGGAAGGGCAGGGACAAGCAGAAGGAGUAUGAUCCUUCCAGAACCAGGCCUACCAGGCCCUUUUCUAGCCUCCCCCAAGGCUUUCCAAGGGGAGCAGGAGCCAGCUUUACCUCACCCACUGUGACCCGCUGCUUCCCUGUCAGCCUGGGACCAGGCUCUGCAGAUUCUAGCACAGCUCUGGCUUGUUCCAGUGAAUCAAGAGAGCCGAGCUUUGACUUCCUCUUCCUGGACUCGAGGCUUUUUCCCUGGCUUUCUAUCCUUUACCGCUGCAGUAGCCACUGGUGCUGGCACAAGUUGACCCUGCCCACCCAUGGGUGUCAGCCUCAUGUCAGCUUGCCAUUAAGGGUCACCCAGCAGGUCUGGCUUCCCAGAAUACUGGUCAACAUGGAGUUUAUCAUGUCUGGGAGAGAGGGUUGGGGGCGGGGACAGGGAAAUCGCUACCUGAUUUGCUGAAGAUUCCCUCUUGCCUUAUACUUGGGGGUUCUGGGAAACCUCGCAGAACUCACACGUGACUCUUCAAGCCACACCCACCUGAAAUCAAACCAAAGGAGUGUUGUGGCUCCUCUUGCCCUGCCACCCCUUACCCUAGUCUUUUGUAGAUUGCACUAAUUUACAUCCCAGUGAGAAUCAACACUGUAUCAGUCCACAGACCUGAGCUGCAGCCACUUCCUCUAGGAGCUAGGCCCUGCAUUUUCAGUUCGUUCCUGUUGCCCAGAAAUUGUUCUAGCCUCAUGCUCCCCACCAGUGAUUGAUCAGAAAGCUCAGUCCCCUGUUGGCCCGGACUGAGGGGCUGAAGCCUGGUUUGUUUGUACCAAAGAGGAGCAUGGGAUCAGGGAGGGUGCAGGGGGGAAGUGGGUGUGGUUGGGGGGCAUCCGCUGUGGAAGAUGGCACUGGGUCCUCCCUAGAGAGGGGAGGCACCGGUCCAGCAAUCUGGGGACAUGGCACUGGGGUGAGGCUAGUCUGACACAGGGUGCGUUGGGAAGUGCAGGUAAACCCUGAAGGCAAAGACCUGGCCACCUUAGGUCUGGGCCCUGAUCCUUAGAAGAUAAACUGUUCCUGAUGGGCACUGGGCUGGGUGAGGCCUGAAGGUGACAGACACAGGUUAAUUUGUUUUGUUUUGGAAGCCCUGUCCCAAGCCCAGAGGGAAGACUUCACAUUGAAUAAGCUCUUUAGAAGUCAUCAAUCUGAGAGAGUAAGACAUUGUCAAGAGUGGAGAUGGAGCCCUUUGGAGCCUGCUUGUUCUAGGGUGCUACCAAGGAGCCCAGCCUCACCCACAGGGGAGGAGAGAAAGCCCUCUUAGGAGGAAGGGGCUGCUGCCCAGAUGUUAAAUGCUUUUGGAAUCUCUUUAGAUGUGGAAAAUAUUUUUUCGAACAUGAAAAUGCAGCUGGUAGAAUUUCAAUGGAAGUAUAAUCCAUGUAAAAUAUAUUUUAGUUGAUAUUUUGUAAAAUGCACUUUUUGUGUGUGUCGAUCCUGGUUUCCCAGAUCUGUAUUUCAGUGUUUACAAGGGAGGAGGUACCUUUCCUUACCUCCCUUUUGACAGAGAUUAGAAGUACUUCUUUAAGAAAAAUAAAUAAAUUUGAGAAAUUGUA
This is a messenger RNA of Apodemus sylvaticus (European woodmouse), 4574 nucleotides long. RefSeq names its product bromo adjacent homology domain containing 1 (gene Bahd1). Lineage: Eukaryota; Metazoa; Chordata; Mammalia; Rodentia; Muridae. Gene Ontology annotation, molecular function: chromatin binding. The transcript is spliced from 7 exons. Bases 371 to 2686 code for a protein of 771 amino acids. The record is from RefSeq and is a predicted model, not a curated record.